Molecule: messenger RNA, 555 nt
Organism: Penicillium alfredii
Lineage: Eukaryota; Fungi; Ascomycota; Eurotiomycetes; Eurotiales; Aspergillaceae
Exons: 1
Coding region: 1-555 (184 amino acids)
Source: RefSeq, a predicted model, not a curated record
AUGAUCACACCUGAACCCCACGCCAUUCUUAUGGAGUUGAGCAACAGUGAGCACGACAACGAGAAGGAUCCAAGAAAGAUCAUCAGGCGCAAGUGGACCGCCUCGCACGAUUCCCACAUGCUUCCGGGUCAAAAAUGGGUUGUUUCGACCCCAAAGGGUGCUUGUUGGUGGGCAGAGGACCUUCGUCGGUGCCCAGUCAGUUCAAAGUUCUACGUGAAGCGUACUAGUGGCGUUGCCCCGUCGGAUCGUGGCCGCCGCGAACGUGGCUUUCGCCACCAAAUAUCUCCCGCGUUUCUUCUGUCCCGUGUUGUCGGCCUAAUAAAAAAUCCCGCCACUUGGCGGAGGGAUAAUAACGAGAUUUGCUGGAAUGUGACAUUCCACAAUGUGGAUACUGUGAGUACCUUCACGCUAUGUGCGAAGAAAGGAGAAGACGCGAAGGCAUUCUUUCACGGUUUAAAGGAAACGGAGGACGAAGCUGUGGAUUUGCUUAAUCUUUUGACUGCUUCCAAGUUCCCAAGCAGUUGUAAGAGAUUGAUAUCGUGGAAGAAAAGCUAA